AUGACUGAAACGGAACUACAUGAGAUCAACAGCUUGGUAACAGCAGCAAGAAAGAUGGACGUGGCAUCCAUCCUGCUGCAUGCCAACGCGAUAAUGCUUCAACAACAGCAGGAACUGCAGCAGCCAUUCUUUGUUCCCACAAGGACGGGGGAAGAUAAGUUGCAAGUCCAGCUGAUACAGUGUCGCGAAGCCUUGAUACAGCUGCAGCACAAAAGCAGCGCCGCAGCCGCUGCCGCUGUCGCUGUUGCUGCAGCAAUACCUGGCAGGAGCUUACAAUCUAGAGACAGGCGGCCACUUCUCUACACUGAAGCUACAUCAGAGGCGUGGACCGAUUUGUUGCAGAGUAUACGCAGCAUUUGCUCCCUACAUAACGCUAUGAUGCAGCUCCAGGAGCCCCCAAUGUCCACUUGUGCAGCCGCUGCUGUACGAGAGUUACUCCAAGAUAUUGACACAGUCUGCCGCUACAGCCGAAACAGCAAAAAAAAGAAACAAGAGUAUCAGUAUGAAUGGGAACAAUGCCACCACAAAUGGAGCCUACAAGAGCAGAGCCACUGGUGGCAGCAGUACCAGCAUGUACAGCAGCAAGAACAGCAUCAAAAACAUCACCUUGAUCUGGUGCAGAAAGAGGUAAAGACACUGCAUCACCAGUUAAACAAAUGGUUGCAGCAUCACGACACUGACGGUGAAAAAAAUACUCCAGUAGCGCAAAGUGCAGAAGGCGUAGCAGCCGCUGGAGCAGCAGCCACGGCCAAGGCAGUUACCAGAGUGCUAACCAGGCAGAAGCAGCCCUGGAAACGUUCAGACUCUUUGAACGACAGUAAAGAGAGCAGCAGCAUCAACGCUAGCCAAGUAAGUAGCGACGAAAGCCGCAGCAGCAGCGGAAGAAGUUUUAGUGGGAGUAGCGAAAAGAGCAGUAGCGAUAGUAAACAGAGCAGAACUUCAAGGUCAAACAGCAGUGACACAAGUAGCAGCAGUGGUGUCAGCAACGAUAGUGACACUGCUGCACACACUGUCUGCCAAAAAUCACUAUCAAACGCAAUAUCGGCGUCAGAAACAAAUAAACGGAUUCUCACUGAAAAAGCACAAGAAGCAGCGACCGAAACAGCUCCUAAAAUGCAGCAGCACGGAAGAAAGAGAAAUGGAGAUGAGGGUAAGACGGGCUAG
Cyclospora cayetanensis is the source of this 1164-nucleotide messenger RNA. Its product is annotated as homeotic protein female sterile-like. NCBI's taxonomy places the organism in Eukaryota, Apicomplexa, Conoidasida, Eucoccidiorida, Eimeriidae. The record is from RefSeq and is a predicted model, not a curated record. The transcript has 2 exons. The coding region runs from base 1 to 1164 and encodes 387 amino acids.